Molecule: messenger RNA, 4851 nt
Organism: Capronia coronata CBS 617.96
Lineage: Eukaryota; Fungi; Ascomycota; Eurotiomycetes; Chaetothyriales; Herpotrichiellaceae
Product: pentafunctional AROM polypeptide
Exons: 1
Coding region: 1-4851 (1616 amino acids)
Biological process (GO): aromatic amino acid biosynthetic process; chorismate biosynthetic process
Cellular component (GO): cytoplasm
Molecular function (GO): 3-dehydroquinate synthase activity; 3-dehydroquinate dehydratase activity; shikimate kinase activity
Source: RefSeq, a predicted model, not a curated record
AUGCCGUUGGUCAACGGGAAGGGCGAAGACGUGCGGGUGAGUCUUCUAGGUAAAGAAAGCAUCAUCAUCAAUUUUGGUCUGUGGCGCAACCAUGUCGCCUCAGAUCUGCUCACCAAUCUUGAGUCAUCCACUUAUGUCUUGAUCACCGACACCAAUAUCAGCUCUAUCUACACAGCCAUUUUCCAGGAAGUUUUUGAGGCUGAAGCCAAGCGGAAAGCCAGUUCCCCUCGGCUUUUGGUCUACGAAAUUCCACCCGGGGAAAGCUCCAAGUCUCGACAGACCAAAGAUGAUAUUGAAGACUGGCUUCUGAGUCAAAGUCCGCCAUGCGGCCGAGACACCGUGAUCAUUGCUCUCGGAGGUGGAGUUGUUGGCGACUUGACAGGAUUUGUAGCCGCCACCUACAUGCGUGGCGUUCGAUUUGUCCAGGUCCCAACAACGCUGCUCGCAAUGGUCGAUUCCUCGAUAGGAGGCAAGACGGCUAUCGAUACCCCCUUAGGCAAGAACCUCGUUGGAGCCAUCUGGCAGCCGCAGAGGAUUUAUAUCGACCUUGAUUUCCUUGGGACUCUACCGCGACGGGAACUGAUCAAUGGCAUGGCCGAGGUGAUCAAGACUGCUGCCAUUUCUGAGGAACAAGAAUUCAUCGCACUCGAAACCAAUGCCCAACGCAUCAUGGCUGCAGUCAAUGCCGACAUCAGGCAAGGAGCUGCGAGGUUUAAGGAUAUUGAGUCGAUUCUGAUCAGAAUCAUAGCUGCAUCAGCGCGAUUCAAGGCGCAUGUGGUCACGAUCGACGAGAGAGAAAGUGGAUUGCGCAACCUUCUGAAUUUCGGCCACUCUAUCGGACAUGCCAUCGAGGCUUUUCUGACCCCCCAAGUGCUUCACGGUGAAUGUGUGGCCAUCGGCAUGGUGAAGGAAGCAGAACUUGCUCGGUUUCUGGGAGUGCUCAGUGGCGUGGCAGUGGGUCGUCUGCAGAAAUGUCUGACCGCGUACGGGCUACCAACACGGAUCGACGACGACAGAGUGCGCAAGCUGUCCGGCGGUAAAAGAUGUACCGUCGACGGAAUGCUCAAGAAAAUGGGCGUGGACAAGAAAAACGACGGUGCAAAGAAGAAGGUUGUUCUCUUGUCAGCAAUUGGCCGUACUUAUGAGCAAAAAGCCAGCGUUGUGUCAGAUUCUGAUCUGCGUGUGGUACUUUCUCCAAGUGUGGAGGUAAUUCCUGGCGUGCCCCGAGAUCUGAAUGCAGUUUGUGCGCCUCCAGGAUCAAAAAGCAUAUCCAACCGAGCGCUGGUUCUGGCCGCGCUCGGCCAGGGUACAUGCCGCGUCAAGAACCUGCUUACCUCUGCUGAUACUGAGGUCAUGCUGGAUGCGCUUACCAGGUUAGGAGCUGCCACGUUUUCCUGGGAGGAAGACGGCGAGGUUCUGGUCGUGAACGGCAACGGUGGCCGCCUCCAAGCCAGUGCAACUGCACUUUACCUGGGUAAUGCCGGAACGGCUGCUAGGUUUUUGACAACAGUUGCUACCUUGACAAGACAGGGGCCUGUGGCAUCUACAAUCCUCACCGGAAAUGCUCGCAUGAAACAACGACCAAUUGGGGAUCUUGUGGAUGCCUUGAAGACGAAUGGCGCUGAAAUGGAAUACCUUGAGACAACGGGGUGUCUCCCUCUCAACAUUGCAGCCUCGGGCGGCUUCAACGGUGGCGAAAUCAAGCUGGCUGCCAAAGUAUCGUCACAAUAUGUUUCCUCACUGUUAAUGUGUGCCCCUUACGCCAAGAAGCCGGUCACACUCAGACUUGUGGGUGGAAAGCCUGUUUCACAACCAUACAUCGACAUGACCAUCGCCAUGAUGGCGUCUUUCGGCGUCCAAGUGGAAAAGUCGAAGACGGAGGAACAUACCUAUCACAUCCCGCAAGGUAUCUACCGCAAUCCUGAGGAAUAUGUUGUCGAAAGUGACGCAAGUUCCGCCACCUAUCCAUUGGCAAUUGCUGCCAUCACAGGCACGACCUGCACUAUCCCGAACAUUGGCUCGACGUCCUUACAGGGGGAUUCACGUUUUGCGAUGGAUGUGCUGAGACCGAUGGGUUGCGAGGUCAAACAGACGGAAACCUCAACGACAGUGACCGGUCCGCGAAACGGUACCCUAAAACCGUUACCGAACAUCGACAUGGAGCCUAUGACCGAUGCUUUCCUGACAGCCUCAGUACUAGCAGCCAUCGCGCAGGGCACGCCGUCAAAUACCACCCGAAUUUAUGGUAUCGCCAACCAGCGAGUGAAGGAAUGCAACCGUAUACAGGCAAUGGAAGACGAGCUCGCGAAAUUGGGUGUCACUUGCCGACAGUUUGACGACGGUAUUGAAGUGGACGGUAUCGACCGAACUCAGCUACAGCAACCCCAAAGAGGUGUACACUGUUACGACGACCAUCGCGUUGCAAUGAGCUUCAGCGUCCUUGCUCUAGCUGCGCCGCAGCCUACUCUCAUUUUGGAGAAAGAAUGUACCGGAAAGACGUGGCCUGGUUGGUGGGACACAAUGGCCAGAGUGUUCGGCGUCAAGCUCGAGGGCGUCGAAUUAGACACAACUACGCACGUUACGACCAAGAAGCUGGACAGAAGCAAGGCAUCUAUGUUCAUCAUCGGCAUGCGAGGUGCUGGCAAGACUACUUCAGGCCGAUGGGCUGCACGGUCAUUAGGCAAGAAGCUGAUUGAUCUCGACACUGAACUCGAGCUCCGAGAAGGCAAGACGAUACCAGAGAUCAUUCAAGAGAACAGCUGGGAGCAUUUCCGUGAGCGCGAACUGGCUCUUCUCAAGUCAGUCAUGAAGGACAUGUCGACAGGCUACGUGUUCGCCUGCGGCGGAGGUAUAGUCGAGAUGCCAGAAGCCCGCAAGUUAUUGGUCGACUGGCACCAGAGUAAAGGUCAUGUGCUUCUAGUCGAGCGGGACAUCAGUCAAGUGAUGGACUUCCUCCAGAUCGACAAGACCAGACCUGCCUAUGUCGAAGACAUGAUGGGCGUAUGGCUCCGGAGAAGGCCUUGGUUCGAGCAAUGCAGCAAUCUCCUCUAUUACAGCCAGAACAUCCCCAACGAGCAGAUGUCCGAGGCAGCCGAAGACUUCGACCGCUUCUUGCGAAUGGCCACUGGCAAAAUCGACGUUCUCUCCACCUUCAAGCAGAAAGCAGAGUCUUUCUUCGUGUCCCUGACAUUCGAAGAUCUGCAGCCCCAUCUGAAGACCCUACCCGAGGUCUGCCUGGGUUCUGAUGCGGUAGAACUGAGAGUGGACCUACUUAUGGAACCAGAAUCACAAAGCCCGAUCCCCUCAACAGAAUACGUGACAGCCCAACUGUCCCUGCUGCGAGCAACUGUCCCUCUCCCUGUGGUCUUCACCAUCCGAACAAGCUCGCAGGGCGGCAAAUUCCCUGACUCUGCUCACAGCGAGUACCUCAAUUUAUGUAGGCUUGCGAUCCGAAUGGGCUGCGAGUUCGUCGACGUGGAAGUGGCUUCGUUUCCCGAGUCGAUCCUCAACACGAUCCUCGACCUGAAGAACAAUUCGUACAGCAAGCUCAUCGCAUCCCACCACGACCCUCAAGGCCGACUGUCGUGGUCCAAACCAGGCUCCUGGAUCCCCAUAUACAACCGCUGCCUGCAGUACGGCGACGUCGUGAAACUGAUCGGCGUGGCAAAGACGAUCGACGACAACUUCUCCCUCCGCAGCUUCAAGCACUGGUCUGCGUCGCAGCAACCCGAUCUGCCGCUGAUCGCCAUCAACAUGGGCCGGGCGGGCCAAGCAUCACGCAUCCUCAACGGCUUCAUGACCCCCGUGAGCCACCCGGCUUUACCAUUCAAAGCCGCGCCAGGACAAUUGUCCGCCACAGAGAUCCGACAGGGUCUGACGCUGCUCGGCGAGAUUGUCCCGAAACAGUUCUACCUCUUCGGCUCGCCCAUCCAGGCCAGCAGGUCGCCGGCCCUGCACAACCGUCUCUUCCACGAAAUGGGUCUGCCACAUGUCUACUCGCUCUGCGAGACGACGUCGCUGGACGAGAUCAAGGCCAGGAUCCGGGCCGAAGAUUUCGGCGGCGCCAGCGUCACCAUUCCGCUCAAGCUCGACAUCAUGGCCCUACUGGACGAAGUGGACGCGGCCGCGAGGCUCAUUGGCGCCGUGAACACGAUUGUGCCAGUUGCUGACGCGCGCUCCGGCUCCACGAAACUUCUUGGCCGCAACACCGAUUUCUUGGGCAUGAUGGACUGUCUGCGCGCCGCGGGCGCCUCCGCGGCCCUCGGUGACGGCGAGCAAGCCGGUCUUGUCAUCGGUGGAGGCGGCACUGCGCGCGCAGCGAUCCAAACUCUCCACAGCAUGGGAUACAAGCCGAUCUACUUGAUCGGUCGGAACCGGGGCAAGAUGGACGAGCUGGCCGCUAGUUUCCCGCCCGUGUACGAGCUGGUGGUGCUCGACGCUGAGGCUGGAGCAGAGACGAAGUCCGGGGCCCAACAAGCGCUCCAGACCCAAAUCCAGCACGCACCGCCCAUCGUCGCAAUCGCCACCAUCCCAGCAAACAUCCCCAUCGAUCCAUCCCUCAGCAAAGCCCUGGCCGCCAUCUUCGCAACACCCCUUCCCCCCAUGACUUUACCCAAAGGCCAAGGCUCCCCGGCGCCGAAGCGUAUCCUGCUCGAACUAGCGUACAAACCGGCCCAUACAGCCGUUAUGCAGAUGGCUGAGAGUGUCGUCGGCAGCGACGCUUGGAAAACAGUCCAAGGCCUCGAGGUUCUAGUCGCGCAGGGCGAGUGGCAGUUUGAAUACUGGACAGGUAUCCGCGUCCGAGAUCUCGGUAGACGGAUUACGAGGGUAAGUCCUACAUACCUAGCAUGA